UUUUUUUCCACCGAUCUACCAGCUAUAUCUAAUCUGCAAACAAAAUGCAGUCGUUUGAACUUUGAUUUCGUCAAUUAAGAUGCAAUAUCGCCAAGUAGCAGAGGAAUAUUCCAUUUCAUUUGAUCUUUUGUAGAUAAUUCAGAACCUUUCUUUAUAACUUUUAAGUAUUUAACAAGUUUUGAGGGGUUGCGCCUAAGAUUAUUAAUUAGUUGAUGUAUUAAUAUUUACAUUUUUUGUUUUAUAUUAUAUCUGAAUUACUUUAAACAAUGUUUAAAGCAUAAUUAGUUUAGAAAAAUGUGAGAAAAGUCUUAUAAUCUUAACCUGCACUCAUUUUUAGGGUCAAAACGAAUCGCUGAUGAAGAGGAUUAACAGCACCUGACCUAUUAUGCUUCCCACUGUCCCCCACUGGGCAAUUAAUAAUACCAUUUUGUCAUAUAGAGACAGCGGUGUGUUGCCAAUAAUUGUGUGUCGUACAUUUUGGCAGUUGUCAACCGUUGGCCCAACCGAGCGGUUCGUUUUAGCUGAGUUUAAGCCACCUUUAUCAGAGACACUUAGCCACGUCCAAGGAGAAAAUAUCCAAAGCAGCGUUAGAAACAAAAACAAAAAAGACAAGCGAGCUGCCUACAAAGCACCACAUUAGGCCAUAAAAAGCGGAAUCGAUAGCGUUUGUGGUGAUGCACCUCAGCGUGGCCCUUUGGGCAUGUGGCGCCCUUCUCGCGGUGCUACUCACCUGGCAGCAGCGCAAAUGCUGGCGGCUAAUCUGGCAGUUGAACGGAUGGCGUGGAGUUGUCCAGCAGCCAGUCUUAUGGUUUCUACUUUGUAUCAAUCUGCAUCCAAACAGCAUUUUGGAGAAGGUUACCCAGUAUCGAGUGUACUUUCAGCGUCCGAUUGCCAUAAUUUUGGGUACCCGAGUACUUGUUUAUAUCGAUGAUCCUGCCGGCAUGGAGUGUGUUCUUAAUGCCCCUGAGUGUCUGGAUAAGACCUUCCUGCAAAAUGGCUUCUUUGCUCGUCGCGGAUUGUUACAUGCUAGAGGACAGCAAUGGAAAUUGCGUAGAAAACAACUUAACCCAGCUUUUAGUCAUAAUAUUGUGGCCAGUUUCUUUGAUGUCUUCAACUCGGUGGGCAACCAAAUCAUCGAACAGUUUCUAUCGCAGUCAAAUCUUCAUGGAAAGAACGUCAAGUUUACGGAUGCUGAGGACUUGUUGAGUAGAGCUGUCUUGGAGGUUUCCUGUUUAACCAUUAUGGGCACUCCAACCAAUUUCACCCAAAUCGAUGAUGCGCACAUUGCCCACAGUUACAAGCGACUUCUGGAAAUCUCAGCCAUUCGUGUGGUAAAACCAUGGCUACAGAUUCGUCUCUUGCAUCGUUUUUUGGCCCCGGAACUUUACGAGGAGUCCAGAAAAUGUACAAAGUUGUUGGCGGAUUUUGUAGGCGAAAUUGUAAGAACAAAGCAUCGCAACUGGAGGCUAAGAGACGCAGUUAGUGGUGAAAAGAAUGGCGAGGAGUCCUCAUCCGGCUGGCAGAGACGCAUCUUCAUUGAACAGAUCUUCCAGCUGGCCGCCAACGGGGAGAUGACCCUCGAGGAGAUCAUGCACGAGGCACAGUCCAUGGUUCUGGUGUCCUUCGAAACGGUGUCCAAUAGCAUUAUGCUGGCUCUUCUCUGCCUGGCCACUAACAAGGGCGACUGCCAGCAGCGAUUGCUGGCGGAGAUCAGAUCCUUAGUGCCUGACAGCGGUCAUGUGGGAUUGGAGCAGCUGCAGCAGUUGCGAUAUUUGGACGCCUUUGUUAGUGAAUCAUUGCGUCUUUUGGCCACCGUUCCAAUGAAUCUGCGUCAUGUCAGUCGAGAUUUUCAAUUGUCAAGCAGGGAAAAGGAGACCAUUGUGCCACAGAACAGCAUCAUAGUGCUGGACACUUUCAAUAUGCAACGCGACGAGCGUUGGUGGGGCGCCAAUGCUAAAGAGUUUGAGCCACAAAGGUUCCUGGAUCAUGACCAGGAGCCGAAGGGUCAGUCUAAUGCAGGAGCUGGUGAGCCAAGAAGGCAACGGGAUCGUCGACACUCCUAUAGCUUUCUGCCCUUUUCCAAUGGACUGCGAUCGUGUAUUGGUCGCCGCUAUGGACUGUUUAUUAUGAAGGUGUUUCUGGUCAAGUUGAUCUCGAACUUUAAUUUCCAGAGCGACUUUGAGCUGGAGCAGCUGCAGUUCGUGGAGAACAUAUCGCUGAAGUUUAGAAACGCCGACGACAUCUUCUUGACAGUUCAGCCACACAAACAGUCCAAGGAGUAGACUUAAUAGAUGUCCUUUAAUCAAAUACUUUUUUUAUUACAUGUUUUUUUUGUAUAUUUUAUUUUAGAUAUCAGGUAAUAUUUAAAUACUUGUUACUCGAGUCUUGUUUCCAUGUACCUUAGCGGAGCAUCAAUAAAAAGAUUUUUAAUUUAAUGUA
Drosophila eugracilis is the source of this 2439-nucleotide messenger RNA. It is a transcript of the gene Cyp318a1, whose product is annotated as probable cytochrome P450 318a1. The record is from RefSeq and is a predicted model, not a curated record. Gene Ontology annotation, molecular function: heme binding; monooxygenase activity; oxidoreductase activity, acting on paired donors, with incorporation or reduction of molecular oxygen. The coding region runs from base 675 to 2282 and encodes 535 amino acids. The transcript has 7 exons. NCBI's taxonomy places the organism in Eukaryota, Metazoa, Arthropoda, Insecta, Diptera, Drosophilidae.